GGGGUGGCGCGAGCCAUUUUACUGGUUGCUCCGGGCUUGGCCUCUUCCGUGGGCCGCCGCUGCCCGGAGCGCGGGCCCUGGCUCCCCGCCUCAUCCUAGCCCGGCCGCUCUGAGCCUGGGCCAGGGGGCUGCAGCGCCCGCGGUGUUUCCGGGGUAACCAGGGGAGCAGCGCCCUGGGGAGCCCAUCACAGCCCCCGACCCUCGUUAGGACCCCUCGGGGCCGGGCCGCCGCGGUUCUGCGCCUCUGGCCGGCUCAUGAGGGAAGGCAGCGGGUGUACAAAGCCUCUGCGUGGAUCUGCUUAUUUCAGCUCCCCUGCGGCCCAUGUGUGUAAGAUAAAGUAUGCCCAAGAUAACGUUAAAUGGCAUCGCAGUGGACUUUCCUUUUCAACCAUACAGAUGUCAGGAGGAAUACAUGACUAAAGUGCUUGAGUGUCUCCAGAAGAAGGUGAAUGGCAUUUUGGAGAGUCCCACGGGUACAGGGAAGACAUUGUGCCUCCUCUGUGCCACUCUGGCUUGGCGGGAGCAUUUUAAAGAUACCAUCUCGGAAUGGAAAAUUGCACAGCGAAUGAAUGGAGUGGAACUCUUUCCUGACAGACCCAUGUCGUCCUGGGGUGACGCUGGCAAAGAUGCUGAAAUCCCAGCUUAUUACACUGAUGUUCCUAAAAUAAUUUAUGCCUCCAGAACCCAUUCUCAGCUUACUCAAGUCAUCAGUGAGUUAAAGAGCACAGUCUACAGGCCAAAGGUUUGUGUUUUGGGCUCCAGAGAGCAGCUUUGUAUUAACCCUGAAGUUAAGAGGCAGGAGAGUAACCACAUGCAGAUCCACAUGUGCCGAAUGAAAGUGAUGGCUCGUACUUGCCAUUUCUAUAACAAUGUGGAGGAGAAGAGUACAGAGAAGGAACUGACCAACUCCAUCUUUGAUAUUGAAGAUUUGGUUAAAAAUGGAAGCAAGCACAGAGUUUGUCCUUAUUAUCUAUCUCGGAGCCUGAAGCAGCAAGCAGAUAUUAUUUUUAUGCCUUACAACUAUUUACUAGACUCAAAGAGCCGGAGAGCACACAACUUAGAUCUGAAAGGGACUGUGGUAAUACUCGAUGAAGCUCACAAUGUGGAGAAAUUGUGUGAAGAGUCAUCUUCUUUUGACUUGACUCCCUACGACUUGGCUUCGGCCAUGGAUGCUAUAAAUUUGGUCCUGGAAGAACAAGCCAAAGUAGUUCAACAAAAUGAAAUCCAUGCUGAAUUCAAUAUGGAGUUUGCCAGCUCAGGGCUGAGCAUGGAGCUUGAAGAUAUAGCAAAGAUAAAGAGAAUUCUUCUUCAACUCGAAAAUGCUAUUGAUGCUGUGCAGCUGCCAGCUAAUGGAAAUGGAGUCACUAAAGAAGGGAGCUACAUCUUUGAUCUGUUUGCAGAGGCCCAGAUCACAUUCCAAACCAAAACCUCCCUCCUAGAGUCGCUGGAACAGAUUGAACAAUUUCUAUCAGGCCGUACUGGGAUAUUUACCAACACAGCUGGAUUACAUAAACUUUCAGACAUUAUUCAGAUUGUUUUUAACACUGAUCCUCCAGAAGGCACAUCCAGCUCCAUGCCAGUUCAGUCAGUAUCCAAGUAUUAUAAGGUGCACAUUCAUAUGGAUACCAGUAAUCAGAAAAAAACCCAGAGGACAGACCUGUGGAGUUCAUCAGUAACAAAAAAAGAAGGAAAGAUCUUGAGCUACUGGUGUUUCAGCCCCGGGUACAGCAUGCAUGAGCUGGUCCGUCAGGGAGUCCGGACAAUCAUUCUCACUAGUGGGACCCUCUCCCCACUGUCCUCCUUCACCAUGGAAAUGCAGAUCCCUUUCCCCGUUUGCUUGGAAAAUCCACAUGUUAUUGAUAAACACCAGAUCUGGGUGGGGAUAAUUCCCAAGGGACCAGACGGAGGUCUGCUCAGCUCUACCUAUGAAAAAAGGUUUUCUGUGGAAUGUCUGUCUUCUCUGGGGAAAACAAUAGGUAAUCUUGUGCGAAUUAUACCGCAUGGGCUGCUGGUGUUCUUCCCUUCAUAUCCGGUCAUGGAGAAAAGCCUGGACUAUUGGAGAGAACAUGACUUUGCUAAAAGAAUAGAAGAAGUGAAGCCCAUGUUUGUGGAACCAAGGAAUAAAGGAACAUUCACAGAGAUCAUGGAUGCAUAUUAUGAUAAGAUUGUCUGUCCCAAGUCUAGUGGAGCUACUUUCUUGGCAGUAUGUCGGGGAAAGGCCAGCGAAGGCUUGGACUUUGCAGACAUGAACGGACGAGGUGUUGUUAUCACUGGGCUUCCAUUUCCCCCUCGCAUGGAACCAAGAGUCGUUUUAAAGAUGCAAUUCCUGGAUGAAAUGAAAAGACAAGGUUCAGGGGCACAGGGAAGCUGUUGGCUAUUUAAUAACAUGUAUUUAUCCGGGCGUGAGUGGUAUCGGCAGCAGGCUUCCCGGGCUGUGAACCAGGCCAUCGGCAGGGUUAUCAGACAUCGCCAGGACUAUGGUGCCAUUUUCCUUUGUGACCACAGGUUCGUGAACAAUGAUGUAAGAUCCCAGCUGCCCUCCUGGGUCCGCCCUUAUGUCAAGGUUUACAACAACUUCGGGCAUGCAGUCAGAGAGGUCUCCCAGUUCUUCCGUAUUGCUCAAAAAAUCAUGCCCCCACCCCCAACACGGAGCUCCUGCUCUAGCACCAUAUGUGAAGGGGACCCGACAUCAUCCACGUCAUCUGGGCAGCCCCUGUCUCGGACAAAAGCAAAGAAUUUAGAUGACCAUGUUCCUAGUUUGAAGAGGAAGCGAAUGGGGCUGCUGGGGGAUGGAGCAACCAGCCUGUGUGUGGAGUACGAUCAAGAGCUGAUCUCAUCAAGGAAGCAGCCCUUUGGGCUCCUGGAUGCAUUGGAGCACAAUGAGAAGAGCAGUGAAGGGGCGGAAGAUGACUGCUUGCCAGGAGAGGAAAAGGCAAAACGUUUAUCAACGCUCUCGCUUCAGUACGAGAAGAGGUUAACAGAUGAGCAGAAAGGAGGAAGAAAGAAAAUAAGAAUAGUCAACAAUCUGCAAGCUGACAAAGUAGCAGACCCUGCUGAGCCAAAGAAGACCAGGGCCACAUUGUUCAUUGCAACAGUAAAGCAAGCCCUGAGCCAGUUACACUAUGAUCUCUUCUCAAAGGCUCUGCAGCAAUACAAGAGGACUGAUGACUUCAAAGCCAUGUUAUCGCAAAUGAGCUCUCUUUUCAUGGAGGACCAGAAAAAGCAUAUCCUGCUGCGAGAAUUUUACCAGUUUGUUCGACCUCAGCAUAAAAAGCAGUUUGAUGAAGCAUGCUGUAGUCUGACUGGAGUGGGCUGUGGCUACAAACCUGAGCACAGCCUCCUGCGGGAGGAGAGAGAGGUGUUGGCCAAGAAGGCAGGGGAAAAGCAGUGUCUGCAGAAAACAGCAUUCUCAGAGGGUUCAUCCAGUCAGCUAAACUCCCAGCUACACCUGAACAAGGGAGGAUCCCACCUGACCUCUGGGCUGAAUAGAACAGGAGACAAUCACACCCAUAUCCCUAAGGAGGACCCUGAAGAGGCAUCACACUCUCUCAGACAGGACCAUCAUGAGCUAGUCAGGGCUACAUAUCUCAAUGAUCUGAAAAAUGCUUUGGACAAAAACAGUUACAGCCGCUUCUGUGCAGCGCUAUCAGCAUAUAAGAAGACCGAUGACUAUGAUGCUAUGGUGUUGGUGAUAGCUGCCCUCACCACUGAGAAGCCAGAGUACUUUCACCUCCUGCAACGGUUCUACAUGUUUGUACGUCCUCAUCACAAAGAACAAUUCAGACAGAUGUGUAAAGACCUGACUGGAAUGAGCUGCAGUGAGGAGAAGAAGAAAUUGCAACUGGAAGUGCAGGAGCCCAAGAGUCCUCUGAAUCUGGAGAAUUCAUGUUCCAAAGCAGAAAACAGUGAAACUCAAGAUAAAGCUGUCAGCCACACACCAGCUACUUUCAAGAGUGAAAUGCCAAGAAAAACCCAGAGCAAGAUUUUAUCCUUCUGCAGUAAUCAGAACAGGAAAACUGGCUCUCAAAAGACAGACACAUUGACAGGAUCCAGCAUCAUAAGAGCACCUACCAACCCACGCAGUUUGCAUGUCUUGCCCUUCAAUACGGAGCCAGAGUGUGGAAGAUUCCAGUGCUCUAAAUGCAAAUCUGAGGAUGAUGUGCCUUUUAAAUGCCAGUUAUGUACCUUUACUUGCUGCAAAACAUGCUGGGAACAGUUCUUAAAGAUUGCUAAAAGGUGCCCAGAAUGCCAAGCUACUACCAAGAGGAAGCAUUUAGCCCAGGUUUUUUUUCUGCCAUAACCUCCCUGACAAGGGGCAAGUACAUUGCGUCAGCACUGGUUAAAGAGCCAGCAGAAAAAGAGAUUGGAAAAAGAAGCAGGGUGCACAUUCCUUUACGGACCCUUGAUCUCAGCUUCUCGCAGCAUCAUUCCUCUCCUUGGCAAAACUCAUCAAACCCCAAAGACCUCGCUUCCCACUUCUCUUUCAGCAAGAGGGGAAAGAAGCAAACAUUGUCCUUAGAAUUGUAACGAAAUGGGGAUCUGCAUUUUUUAUGUGUUUGAAUCAGCAGAUUCUUGUGCCGAUAUGGUCCUUUUAAGUUGAACUUUGACAGCCUGGAGGAGGUUUUUAGUAAUUGCCUUCUCUCAAAUAUUUACUCAGUCCUGGAAAAUUUCCCAGCAGUAGUAGUGCCCGAAUCCCCUUUUCCAGGAAUACCAUUUUCCUUUGGUGACUUACAGAAGCUGUUGCUGCUAGGGAUUUCAGAGCUGUAAGGUGGUGAAAACCUUUUUAAAAAUCCAGUAGUUUUUACUGUGCAUCACUCGUAGUACAGACCAAACUCAUCUUGUGCUCAUUUAUGCCUUCCCUGCCAAUCAGAAGCCUGUUUCCUAUAUGGCUAUAAGUGCUGAAUGUUGCACUGAGCACGCUUCCAAAGAGGAUUCGGUUUCUUCUGAGGCACUUGCACACUCCUGUUGUGUCUGUACAGUUUCAUACUUGUGUUUUCAGAAGUGUAGCAGGGAGAGUGAAAGAACUAUUCAUGUUCUUUCAAAGUGAACGUACAAACUGAUUUUAAACUCCAUCAAGUUGGAAAAGAGAAACACUGAUAUUUUCACUCUCUGACUGGGGGUAUUCAUGUUUUGCUAAUUUAAGGAAUUGUAUCAAUUUUUAAAUCUUCAGUGGAAAAUCUAAAAUAAACUAAGUAAAAAUGAACCAGUUUGCACGUCCUGAGUGUAUUGUA
Caretta caretta (loggerhead turtle) is the source of this 5231-nucleotide messenger RNA. It is a transcript of the gene RTEL1, whose product is annotated as regulator of telomere elongation helicase 1. Gene Ontology annotation, molecular function: DNA binding; DNA polymerase binding; DNA helicase activity. The record is from RefSeq and is a predicted model, not a curated record. Lineage: Eukaryota; Metazoa; Chordata; Testudines; Cheloniidae. Gene Ontology annotation, cellular component: nucleus. Gene Ontology annotation, biological process: negative regulation of t-circle formation; DNA replication; DNA repair.